GUUACACUGGUGGAGAAUGCGGGCAGAACAAUUUUUUUUUUUACGUUUUCAAGAUGGAGGAUGUACUAAAGGAGUUGGUGCGUAUUUCUACUGAGCAGCAGACUCUGCAACGGCAGAUGAUACAGGAGCAGCAGAAACAGAAUGCACUUCUCCACAUGGAGGUCCAAAAAUGCCUUACAGCAGCCUCUCCUGUCCAGAGGGAAGCAACCAUGCAGCCUAACCCAGGUCGAUUCAUCCCCAAAAUGACAGAGAGUGAUGAGAUAGAGGCCUACUUAACGGCCUUUGAGCGCACAGCUGAAAGAGAGGGCUGGCCAAGGGACUCCUGGGCUGAUCUGGUUGGACCGUUCCUCCUGGGCCCGGCACAGCAAGCUUACUUCGACCUCCCUCCGGACCAAGCAAAGGAUUACGUCGUCUUGAAGAAGGAAAUCCUGGCGAGGUAUGGCUACAGCUUAGCAGCAAGAGCCCAGCGGUUCCAUGAAUGGAAAUACAAGCCAGAGUUGUCAGCCAGGGCCCAGAUGUAUGACCUAGGCCGGGUAACCAGAGCCUGGCUGACAUGCAACCCCGAAAAGUUAAGUGUUUUAGAGAGGAUAAUGAUGGACAAAUAUAUUCGGUCUCUGCCCUAUGAGAUCAAGAAAAUGACAAGCCAGCAGAAUCCAGCCGGUCUGGAUGAGUUGGUUAACGUAGUGGAGAGCCACGUGGUCACAGCGGACCUGCUUAAGUCCACACGACCAGACACCGAGUGGGGCCGGAAAGUCAGUGGGGAAGCAUCACGGACUAGACGGGCACGAGAACCGCGAUGGGAACCAGAAGAGGUAAGGCGACGACAGUCCUACCUGCCAGAGGGCCAACCGCGUUGCUACCAGUGUGGGGAGACAGGCCAUAUUGCCCGGGACUGCCCAGGGAAGGAUGAGCUAAUGCCGACCGCCAACUCAUCUGGUGCAAGGCCCUGCCACCUUCUUGACUCUUGCUGGGUACAGGAAAGCUCCCUGGCUCAAAUGAUACCAGUCAAAGUAAAUGGAAAAGAUGCAGAGGCGCUAGUGGACUCAGGAAGUGUGGUAACCCUCAUUCAACCCCACCUCCUCGACCAUUUGCCAUCUGAAGAGACUGUGCCCGUCUCCUGUGUCCAUGGGGACACUAAAUUAUACCCCACUUGCCUCAUCCACCUUACCACAGUUAAAGGCAGCUGUGAGAUGAAAGUGGGGGUGGUUCCUUCCCUACCAGUCCCAGUCUUGGUGGGGCGAGACUGCCCACUAUACAAGCGCCUGCGGCACCAGAAGGAGGUGAGUCCCAAAAAGCACAAGCGUGCCAAAGGAAAACGAGAGAGAGGACAAACUGCCACCCAGGGUACUUCUCCUCAGCAGUUCCCCAACGUUGUGUGUGCUGUGCCGGAGGAGCAGAGAGGCAACCAAUCUUCCAGUGCAGACGAGGCAAAUGAUAACCCUUUUGUUGCUUUCCCUGGAGACCUAAGCACAGGUCAUGAGGAGGGGGAAGUCUCAUUGCUUCCAAGUUUGAAGGGCCAGUUCGGGACCGCCCAGAUGGAAGACCCCAAUCUGUUGCAUGCACGCAGCAAUGUUACGGAAAUAGAGGGAAAACCAGUUCCAGGAGUGGAGCCGGAGCCAAGCAUGGGAAUGCAGAUGCCCUGUCCCGUAGAGAUGCCCUGUGGACCAUGGUCACCUCUCCUAGGCCAGAACUGAAGGGGGGGGUGUGUAAGGGACUGAGAGGCAGAGUAGUGGGAGGCACCUACAUUCCCAAUAGGUGGCUCCACCCGCUGCCAAUUAGCAGUAUUGGGACCAGGUGUGGAGACCUCACACCUGGUGCUAAUCACUCCCUCAAGGGAGACAAAGCACACAGAGUUGCUCAGUUGUGUGUGGCACAUGGAGGGAGCAGGAGGCUCCCAGCGUGAGGAAACAUUUUUGUAAGCUGGUAAGUCGGUUAGCGGCCCGGCUACGUUAGCCUUUGUUUAGUUAAAGGUAUUUUUGAGUUUGUUAGCAAUAAAGCCUCUUUUUGGAUUUGAA
Messenger RNA from Trematomus bernacchii (emerald rockcod), 2015 nucleotides. RefSeq lists its product as uncharacterized. The coding region runs from base 54 to 1694 and encodes 546 amino acids. Gene Ontology annotation, molecular function: nucleic acid binding; zinc ion binding. The record is from RefSeq and is a predicted model, not a curated record. The transcript is spliced from 2 exons. NCBI's taxonomy places the organism in Eukaryota, Metazoa, Chordata, Actinopteri, Perciformes, Nototheniidae.